AUGGCAAUUGCUUCGGGCCUUUCCCGUUCAGCUUUGGCUUUUCGUUUGCUUUCUCCUCAAGUCGUGGCUCCACGGGCUUCCAAAUUUCCAGGUUCUAUUCAAGUCUCCGCUGUCAUUUUCGUUGGACUUAGUACGACGCGGAGGAAUUGCUCCUUUGUAAGCAUGCAGUCCAGCCUGGACACCCCACCGCUAAUUGACGUGGACUGCAAUCUCAUGCAUAUUGAUUUACAACGGUUCCGGAUUGACAGCUUGGCAAACGACAAAAGCCUGGCAACACCCUUGGAUAUUUUGCUCCAGGACGCCGUACAAGAGCAAAAUAUUGUAGGGAUACUUUCUCCCAGCAGUACCAUUGAAGAAGCUAAGGCAAGCGCUCAUGUUCUACAACAAGUUCCGCUAGAUACCUUGGUUAUCCGAUCGACCGUUGGUGUCCAUCCUUAUCAUAUAAACGAUGCUAAUUUGCGAGAUAAAAGUUUAGAGCAGCACAUGGAGAUUGCAAAAGAUCUGUUGCGUUCCAAACCAGUACUCUUUACUGCUGUUGGUGAAUGCGGACUUGAUGCCUCAGAGGGAUUUCCUCCCGUCGCUUCUCAGAUACCAUGGUUUCAAGCGCAGAUUGAAAUUGCAGAAGAGUUGCAACUUCCACUUUUUGUCCACGAGCGGCUAGCAUUUGAUGCGACCAUGGAUUUACUUCAGAACGUCAAUGUCCCCAUCAUAAUUCACUGCUUUACUGGAAGCUCGGGUGAGCUACAAGCUUACAUCAAACGUGGUUAUUCUGUUUCAAUAUCUGGUUUCAUUUUUAAAGAGGAAGCCGCAGGCAUUUGUGAAUGCUUGCGUGAUGGUGUUGUUCCUUUGGACAAGCUCAUGAUUGAAACUGACGCCCCGUACAUGGGUUUUGCGGGUUGUCGGGAUCGUUAUGUUGCCAAAAACGAUGCAUUUGUACAAACCCUGAACUCGAAAAAGCGCAAGCGACUGCUCAAUUCAACUUAUCCCAACGUGCCCAGUUCUUUGCCAGCGAUUUUUACGAAAGUCUUGGAAGAAAUGAACACGGGACGAACAGAGAGAGGCUGCGCUAGCUUGUCGGGCUACGAAAUGGCAUUGCACCUCAACCGCAAUGCCAAUGGCUUUUUCAAGUUUGGACUAGAUAUGUAA
This is a messenger RNA of Phaeodactylum tricornutum CCAP 1055/1, 1146 nucleotides long. RefSeq lists its product with no specific name. The transcript has a single exon. NCBI's taxonomy places the organism in Eukaryota, Bacillariophyta, Bacillariophyceae, Surirellales, Neidiaceae. The coding region runs from base 1 to 1146 and encodes 381 amino acids. Gene Ontology annotation, cellular component: cytosol. The record is from RefSeq and is a predicted model, not a curated record. Gene Ontology annotation, molecular function: single-stranded DNA 3'-5' DNA exonuclease activity.